Messenger RNA from Lactuca virosa, 1128 nucleotides. The record is from the annotation of a GenBank genome assembly. NCBI's taxonomy places the organism in Eukaryota, Viridiplantae, Streptophyta, Magnoliopsida, Asterales, Asteraceae.
GCUAAACAGGCAUCAAAGCAUUGUUCUCUUCUAAAAAAAUAUAUGGAGUAUCACAAGUCAAUUGUAACUAUUUUGAUUCCCAUACUCGCUUUACUUCUCUCAUCGAAUUACAUACCAUGCAAAGCUCAGCUUUCUACCACCUUUUACGAUGACACAUGCCCUAAUGCACUCACCACAAUUAGGUCUUCUAUUAAUGCCGCGGUGACUAGUGAAAGUCGCAUGGCAGCCUCUCUCAUUCGCCUUCAUUUUCACGAUUGUUUCGUUCAGGGUUGUGAUGCAUCCAUUUUACUAGAUGAUGCCCCAAGUGAAAAGACUGUAGGUAGGAAUGGAGGUGUGAGGGGCUAUAACGUUAUAGAUGAUGCAAAAGCUUCUGUCGAGAGCAUAUGUCCAGGCAUUGUUUCUUGUGCAGAUGUACUUGCUGUCGCUGCUCGUGAUGCUUCUGUAGCGGUAGAUGGUCCUACAUGGCAAGUAAGGCUUGGUAGAAGAGAUUCUACAUCAGCAAACCCAGGUGUAGCUCAAACUGAUCUUCCAAUAGCCAGUAUGAAUUUAGGUCAACUCAUUGCAAACUUUGAUCGAAAGACACUCAGCGUAAGAGAUAUGGUUGCUCUUUCAGGUUCUCACACAAUAGGGCAAGCAAGAUGUGUUGCGUUUAGGGCAAGAAUAUACGAUAACACCUCAAACAUAGAUCCUGAAUUUGCUAGCAGCCUUAGGACCAACUGUCCACAGAGUGGAGGCAACGGGAACUUGGAGUCACUUGAUUUGGUGACACCUAAUACAUUUGACGUCAAUUACUUUAGGAAUCUUUUGGAAAGAAGGGGUCUUCUUGCAUCAGAUCAGGCACUGUUUAAUGGAGAUUCAACUGAUAGCAUCGUACAAGAGUACGUCGACAAUCCUUCUGUAUUUUUAUCUGAUUUCACUGCAGCCAUGGUUAGGAUGGGAGACAUUGAUCCCCUUACUGGUGCUAAUGGGGAGAUAAGGACAGUUUGCACUACUGCCAAUUAAGAAACAAAAUUAAAGUGAUGUAGUAAUGAUCGAUGUAUAAUUAAUAUGGCUAUCCGUCUACUAAGAAUUUUCUUCAUUUUAUUUAUACUUUUAUGUAUUCAUAUUUUUCGACCCAUUUAAAGUUUA